Molecule: messenger RNA, 535 nt
Organism: Spizellomyces punctatus DAOM BR117
Lineage: Eukaryota; Fungi; Chytridiomycota; Chytridiomycetes; Spizellomycetales; Spizellomycetaceae
Exons: 4
Coding region: 12-329 (105 amino acids)
Biological process (GO): protein targeting to ER
Cellular component (GO): signal peptidase complex; endoplasmic reticulum membrane
Source: RefSeq, a predicted model, not a curated record
GCCAUUUGACAAUGCUCGACCUGGACGCAAAAAUAGACUUUGAGGGACAGCGUCUUUCCGAAAGAUACCUUCACCUCAUCCUUACAUUCAGUGGAAUAGUAUCCUUCUUGGUGGGCUUUGCGCUACAGUCACUCCAAACAACCUUAUACAUUCUACUUGCUGGUGGGAUAAUAGCGUCAUUGGUAUCCAUACCACCUUGGCCAAUGUAUCGAUCUCAUCCAGUGAAAUACCUGCCAAAGAUUGAAAUACCAACAGACACCGAUGUGGAAGUGAAGGAGGGGCAGAAGGAGACUGGGGUGUGGCCAGUUGUGAAGAGGCUAUUAUUCUGAGUUGCGAGUAUUGUAGCAACAACCAAAUGAAAACAUUCGACUGCAAGUUAACAACGCAUCCUGCUCUACCCAUGUUCUAUUAUGAAAAUAAUUGCUAAUAUUUACAUGCCGCAUCUUCCCAAAGGACCGUUUCCCGGAAGCAGACAUCCCCAUUAUAUAGACUGAUGAUCUUCCACUGUCCCUUCAUGCAUUAAAAUACUGCUGAA